GAUUACAACAAUUACAAAAUCACGGCAAUUACAAGAUUACAACAAUUACAAGAUUACAGCAAUUACAAGAUUACAGCAAUUACAAGAUUACAACAAUUACAUGAUUACAACAAUUACAAGAUUACAGCAAUUACAAGAUUACAGCAAUUACAAGAUUACAACAAUUACAAGAUUGCAGCAAUUACAAGAUUACAGCAAUUACAAGAUUACAACAAUUACAAGAUUACAGCAAUUACAAGGUUACAAGGAUUACAAGGAUUACAAGAUUACAAGAAUUACAAGAUUACAGCAAUUACAAGAUUACAACAAUUACAAGAUUGCAGCAAUUACAAGGUUACAAGGAUUACAAGAUUACAGCAAUUACAAGAUUACAAGGAUUACAAGAUUACAACAAUUACAAGAUUACAACAAUUACAAGAUUACAGCAAUUACAAGAUUACAGCAAUUACAAGAUUACAACAAUUACAAGAUUACAACAAUUACAAGAUUGCAGCAAUUACAAGGUUACAAGGAUUACAAGAUUACAGCAAUUACAAGAUUACAAGGAUUACAAGAUUACAACAAUUACAAGAUUACAACAAUUACAAGAUUACAGCAAUUACAAGAUUACAGCAAUUACAAGAUUACAACAAUUACAAGAUUACAACAAUUACAAGAUUACAACAAUUACAAGAUUACAGCAAUUACAAGGUUACAGCAAUUACAAGAUUACAAGGAUUACAAGAUUACAAGAAUUACAAGAUUACAAGAAUUACAAGAUUACAAGGAUUACAAGAUUACAACAAUUACAAGAUUACAGCAAUUACAAGAUUACAGCAAUUACAAGAUUACAACAAUUACAAGGUUACAACAAUUACAAGAUUACAGCAAUUACAAGGUUACAAGGAUUACAAGAUUACAACAAUUACAAGAUUACAAGGAUUACAAGAUUACAACAAUUACAAGAUUACAACAAUUACAAGAUUACAGCAAUUACAAGGUUACAAGGAUUACAAGAUUACAGCAAUUACAAGGUUACAAGGAUUACAAGAUUACAGCAAUUACAAGGAUUACAAGAUUACAACAAUUACAAGAUUACAAGGAUUACAAGAUUACAGCAAUUAG
Paramuricea clavata is the source of this 1104-nucleotide messenger RNA. The record is from the annotation of a GenBank genome assembly. NCBI's taxonomy places the organism in Eukaryota, Metazoa, Cnidaria, Anthozoa, Malacalcyonacea, Plexauridae.